Tachysurus fulvidraco (yellow catfish) is the source of this 3700-nucleotide messenger RNA. RefSeq names its product angiopoietin-like 2b (gene angptl2b). The record is from RefSeq and is a predicted model, not a curated record. The transcript is spliced from 5 exons. Lineage: Eukaryota; Metazoa; Chordata; Actinopteri; Siluriformes; Bagridae. The coding region runs from base 798 to 2318 and encodes 506 amino acids.
GAACACUUUUUCAUUUUGGAAAGAGAGACACCCUUUAAAAGAGCUCAUGUAAACUAGUAUGACAGAAGUGAUGUAUUCUGCUCAGAGAAAGUAACAGGACACAUACUCUCUCACACCUAUAGUCUAGCUGACCCUGGGAGAUUCGCAUGUGUCCCCAAAGCACUGAGGAACUUCAAGCAGCUGCUCCUCUCUGCUACGGAAAGCCUGGAGCACAUCGAAAGCAAAUGUCUUUUCCUCUUAUGUUCUCUUUGGAAGCCACUCUCUUUACCCUGAAAGCUCUGGGUUCCUUUGGGAUCCCACAUUAGAGGAUACAUCACCAAAACCAGGACUUCUGUUCCGGCUCACGUGGUCUUUGGAUUUAAAUCAGAGGCUACUGCUUUAUAUUUUCAUUUCAAGUACAUAGGACUUUGCACAACAGACAGGCUAUUUGUCUCAUCUAAUCAACUUUGAAGUCUUCAAGAGGAUUGCAGAGUGUUUGGGACUUUUACAGCCUACAGUGUCUCCGAACAGACAGAGCAGAUUAAUUGGGGGCUUGGGAACAGAGCCCUGUCUUCAGUAACAUUUAGGACACAUACCAGCAAACAGCAGGGGAUUUACACACCAAGAGCAGACAGGGAGAUAUUAGGAGAGGAGAAAGGGUGAGGGGAUCCUAGAGCCAUCAAAAGAAGUAAUGACUACCAGAGAGAAUUUGUAAAUCGACAUAAAAAACAUCUGAAGGAUACUGAAAUAUUACUGCUGAGGAAGGUGAAAUUAUCAGAAGCCUACAGCAAAAUUAGGUGUGUGCUCUUGGUGCUACCAUGAAAGUCCCUGCACUGGUCUUGAUGGUUUUGCUCCUGGUUUGUGAUAUGUUCCCUUUAUUGGAAUGCAGCACUGGAGUUCAGGAGUUUGACAACAGUGAUGAAGGCCCAGAGCCUGGAUUUCUUUCAGGCUCACGCACCCGCCGGGCCCCAGAAGUCCCAUCCCAGGACAAGUGCUCUUAUACCUUCAUUGUUCCUCAGCAAAAGGUCACAGGUGCUAUUUGUGUUAAUUCAAAGGAACCUGAGGCUGUACUGGAGAAUCGGGUGAAUAAGCAGGAACUGGAACUUGUUAACACUGAGCUCCACAAGCAGAAAAGGCAAAUUGAAACUCUACAGCAGCUCGUAGAAGUGGAUGGUGGUAUUGUUAAUGAGGUGAAGCUCUUACGCAAAGAAUCACGCAACAUGAACUCUCGCGUGACACAACUCUAUAUGCAGCUUCUCCAUGAGAUUAUCCGCAAGCGGGACAAUGCGCUAGAGCUUUCUCAACUGGAGAACAAGAUUCUUAACCAGACAUCAGAGUUGUUGCAGCUUUCGAACCGUUACAAAGAUCUGGAACAUAAGUACCAGCAUUUGUCAUCUCUGGCAAACAAUCAGUCAGCUCUCAUUGCUCUACUUGAAGUACAGUGUCAGAAGGGACCCCCGGUGGUGGCACCUAGACCACUGCCCCAACCCCAGCCACAACCUCAACCCAGGCCCUCUCCACCUAAUAACAAGCCGUACCAACCACCUAUGUUUAAUCGCAACAAUCAGAUAACCAAUGAGAUUCAAAGUGAUCAAAACCUCAAAGCACCACCACCUCCACUACCCACAAUGCCAACUGGCACUCACAGCCCAUCUACAACCAACAAGCCCUCUGGUCCCUGGAAAGACUGUCUGCAGGCCCUGGAAGAUGGCCAUAGUAACAGUGGUAUGUAUCUAGUGAAACCUGAGAAUAUCAACAAGCUUAUGCAGGUGUGGUGUGACCAAAAACAAGACCCUGGAGGCUGGACAGUCAUCCAGAGACGCAUGGAUGGCUCUGUGAACUUCUUCAGGAACUGGGAGACAUACAAGCAAGGCUUUGGGAAUAUAGAUGGAGAGUACUGGCUAGGACUUGAGAACAUUUACUGGUUGACCAAUCAGGCUACUUACAAGCUUCUGGUGACACUGGAGGACUGGGCUGGGCGGAAAACAUUUGCAGAAUACGCCAGCUUCAGGUUGGAACCUGAAGCUGACUUCUACAAACUACGUGUUGGACGUUACCAUGGCAAUGCUGGCGAUUCCCUUACCUGGCACAAUGGCAAGCAGUUCACUACGCUGGACAGAGAUCAUGAUGCAUACACAGGUAACUGUGCUCACUAUCAGAAGGGAGGCUGGUGGUAUAACUCCUGUGCCCACUCCAACCUAAAUGGUGUGUGGUAUCGAGGCGGGCACUACCGCAGCCGCUACCAAGAUGGAGUAUACUGGGCUGAAUUCAGAGGAGGAGCUUACUCCUUAAAGAAAGUGGUGAUGAUGAUCCGUCCCAACCCUAACACUUUUCACUGAAUAACAUACAAACCAGAGGAAAAGACUAUUCCCUAACAGCCACACACAUACAUAUAUAGCUUACACAUACAGAAAGCCUAAAAUGUUCAUAUUUAUGGUAAAUGGAAUCUUUGGGGAGAUAAAUCCUCCCAAAAUGUAUUUGGAGAAAAUAAAUCCUCCUGACAUCUGGAAAACCUGACCUUCAUAUUCUACUGGUCAUAACAGUUGCCGCUUUGUUGUCAUUUCGAGAAAUAAUUUCCAAUACAAAUUUGGCUUUGCUUACCUAAACAACAAAAAACACCACCUGUUCUCAUGUAAAAAAAAGUUAUAGUUAAGCUUAAUUAUUAGUUAAGCAUAGAUUAAUCUAUUUUUGAGUUGUCACAUUAAAUAUGUGAGAGUACAGCUUAGAAAUAGUGCUUUAAAAGCUAUUGUUCAUGACCUAAGACACAGGAUGCACAAUCUGGUGGUGAAGCAAACAAGAAAAGAAUAUCCUGAUAAAAUAAGUGAUUGAUUAUUUAUUUUAAUGAUUACAAAUCACUGUCCCAUUUCUUGAAAAAGAUAAAUAUAAUAAAAUAAGUCCAAAAGACCACAUGAUCAAUAGCAGACUGAUACCUUACCACUACCAGGAAGAGGCUGCAGAGAAAUUUCUGAAACUGAACACUGGUAUUGAUGAAAUGUUAAAGCCCUGAUAUAUUCAGUGAAUGCCAGCUCAUUGUUGUAUAUGCUGUGUUUAGCAGUAGAAAAAAUGCCAAAGAAUAAGCAAAAGUGUGAGUUGGCAUCCACAAGGGCUACAACAGAUGCUUAUCACAAAUUUAAUGAGCUAUACAACAAAAGGCAGGGAAACAUUUCUGGUGCUAUCUAAAAAACUCUGAUUCAUAUAUUAUCUGGAAUGUAUUUAUUCUUCCUUGAAGUUUAAAGACAAUUAAGAAACACAACAAUACUACCAUAUAAAUGUAAUAAAGGAACACAUAAGAACAAUUAAGGUACUUUUUACUAUUACUAUUGUUAAAUGAAAUCCAAUAAUCAAUAAUAUGAAUAAUUUGAAUUAUGCAAGAAAGGUGUAUUAAAAAGUAUGUUAAAAACCUGACUCAAGGCACAGUGGUUUCUACCAAUUCUAUCACCUCCUGGCUAAGUUCCUGAUCAUAUAUCUUGAUAUAAAAUGAAGUUUAUACCAUGUCAUUAUCAAGAUUAGGUAUUUUUGUGCUUGUUCUAGAUUUUACUAGUUCAGCUUUCUUUUGAAUAACCAAAAAAAGUGUACAUAAUGUACAAAUUUCAACGUUGGAACCAAUGAGACCCAGCAUAUUUCUGUAUAUAUAAUUGUGGAGAAAAUGUUUGUACUUUAAGUGUAAUAAAUGUACUUGCAUCAUCAAAAUGUUGCUAUAAUAAACAAAAAAACAAAAAUG